This is a messenger RNA of Daldinia caldariorum, 309 nucleotides long. RefSeq lists its product as uncharacterized. The coding region runs from base 1 to 309 and encodes 102 amino acids. The transcript has 2 exons. The record is from RefSeq and is a predicted model, not a curated record. NCBI's taxonomy places the organism in Eukaryota, Fungi, Ascomycota, Sordariomycetes, Xylariales, Hypoxylaceae.
AUGGCCAGCGCAAACCCUCAAGGUCUCCGCCCGCACAUGCAUGCAGCUGCUCGAGCUGCCACGCCCGCAGCACCGAAGCUCGGCCCUGUAUCAUCAAGAAUACUACCAAGCCUCGUGGUAAUCGGAGUGGCCUACACCGUCGGCUCCUACGUCCGAUCCCAGCUACACCACGAAGCCGGUACCAUGGACCGCAUCUUCUCGCAGCAGAACACGCCCGAGGUCGAGCGAGCGCGCAAGGCGGCCCUGCAGGUCGAGGUUAACGGCGACCCGCGAAACAACCUCCUCAACUUCUUGGGUUGGUCCCGGUGA